This is a messenger RNA of Spodoptera littoralis (African cotton leafworm), 600 nucleotides long. The record is from the annotation of a GenBank genome assembly. NCBI's taxonomy places the organism in Eukaryota, Metazoa, Arthropoda, Insecta, Lepidoptera, Noctuidae.
AUGAGUAGCAGUGGUUAUACUCCUAACACAGGUGUUACAGCACCCAUCGACCCAGGUUGGAAUGACCCUCCUAAAUUAUCUUAUAAUCCAGGAACAACACCGAAUAAACCGCGUAAUAUUCUUAACAAAAGGGUGGCGUUUCCCUUAUCGAGCGCCACGUCUAACCCUGUCGUGAUGCCUCCUGUGAAUAUACCGCCAAUGCCCGCGGGCUUCCCUCCUGCACCUCCGGUCCAGGUACCGAGCAUACUGCCUCAAGAAAUAAAUGUAGACAGUGAAAGUACUCUCCAGGAGGUGAAACAAAUAUUGUUAGAAUUCUUAGACAACAGCAGUGAGCUUGGUCCCAAAGCAAAUGACAUUAGACGGAGGAUAGGAGUCAUGGAGGAAAUGUGGAGCAGUGGCAAAUUGGACAGCAGGAUAUAUGUGCAAAUGAAGGAUUUGGCACACGCACUGAAGGAUGAUAAUCCAAGCAAAGCAGAUGACAUCCACAGGGCUCUGAUGGUGGACCAUGUCAGUGCUGUGGGCACUUGGAUGCCUGGCAUCAAACAACUCAUACACAACUGUAUAGCUCGAUCAGAACUGCUAUCUAUUGAUAAGGAAUAA